GGUGAAAGCUCACAGCUGCGGGAGACACCAGUUAGCAGUCAUAUGGUGUACUCACAGUAUCCCAUCUACCUGAAGCCGGUGGAUGCACAUAGCUGUACGGCAUCGGGGUCGCCAGCCGACAGUCUGAUGCAGCUGAGCAGCAUUCCCGAGCAGCUGGAGCGAGGUAUCCUGAUACCCAUACCACCGAAGUCAGAGUUGACAAACCAGGGUGCUGUAGGUAAAGCCACCAGUUCAUCCAGUGGCCAGAAAAAACAUCCACAGAUGGAUUUCCUUGCUCCGGGGCAGGGGAUGCUUAUGGCUUGCGUUGUGCCAGAUGUCGAUAAAUGCAGCGCCGACUCCGGAAAGGGUCAGAGCGACGACGACGUAUUUCUGCACGAAGGAAUUCCAUCCAAACUCCCUACCGGAUUCAUCUACGUACCGGUUUGUUCGGGCCUGGAUUCCUUAAGGUUAAGGCCAAACACAGAAUUUAUCGCCGUGAAAGCCAAUCAGCUUCCAACAACAACCACGUCUGGAAACGUAUGA
Dibothriocephalus latus is the source of this 522-nucleotide messenger RNA. The record is from the annotation of a GenBank genome assembly. Lineage: Eukaryota; Metazoa; Platyhelminthes; Cestoda; Diphyllobothriidea; Diphyllobothriidae.